Theobroma umbraticum is the source of this 611-nucleotide messenger RNA. NCBI's taxonomy places the organism in Eukaryota, Viridiplantae, Streptophyta, Magnoliopsida, Malvales, Malvaceae. The record is from RefSeq and is a predicted model, not a curated record.
GAUGGUACUCCAAUCAGAGAGUUCAAGAACCUGGAAUCCAAUGGUGUUCCAUUUCCAAAGAAGCAGCCUAUGAGGAUUUACUCCAGUCUUUGGAAUGCUGAUGACUGGGCUACGAGGGGUGGUCUUGUGAAGACAGACUGGUCUCAAGCUCCUUUCACCGCAUCCUACAGGAAUUUCAAUGCCAAGGCUUGUGUUUGGACUAACGGAGCAUCAUCAUGCUCCUCAUCAUCUAGUUCUUCGUCUUCCAGCUCCAAAAGCAAUGCAUGGCUUUCCCAAGAGUUAGAUAUAACAGGCCAACAAAGGCUGAAGUGGGUGCAGAAGAACUACAUGAUCUACAAUUACUGCACUGAUACAAAGCGAUUUCCUCAAGGUCUUCCUCUGGAAUGCAAAAUGCCCUAAGAUUGCAUAUGUCUUAAGUACUAGUAUAUGUGAAAGUAGAUAAUUUUGCCUCGCCCGUUGUAAUUAGUAUGGUCUUGUGUUUGUAAUUUCAGCCUACAUCGAUUCUUUUAUUUUUUUUGUUCAAACUUUGUCAUGUAAUAUAUAUAUAUAUAUAUAUAUAUAUUAUAAUAAUAACAUUAUAGUGUAAUAGCGAUGGAUUAUCUGUUUACGAA